AAAUUACAUAAUCUUAUGGUCAUAGCUAAUAAAACCACACCUAGCUCUCCAGCUUUGCUCUCAGUUCCAAUUCACCAGUCACUUCGGUCACUACUACCAACCAACAGAAUGUUAAACUCUUACCUCGUAUUUCUGAGCGCUCUCGUUGCGACUCAAGUAACGGCACUUCCCAAUGGAGCCCCUUUAACUGCCUGUGGAUCCAUGAAGCCACUUCACGUGCCUUUUAUCUUCGCUCAGCCAAACUCCCCGUUUACUUUAACAGUCAGCAGCGCGACAGCCAGUGUUGGCUCUCCCAUAACAGUGACUUUGAAAUCCACGACUGCAGCCACUUUCAAAGGUUUCCUGGUUCAAGCUCGAUCCGGGAAUAGUAAGACUGCUCUUGGCACAUUCGAUGUUUCACAAGGAACCAAUGCGGGGAAAACACUGAACUGCCCGAAAGGAACUGCGAACGCUGUAACUCAUAAGGACGCUACCUUAAAAACUGAGCAAUCAUUUAAAUGGACUCCGCCAGCAAGUUUUACCGGAAAAGUCACGAUGAAAGCCACAGUAGUUGAGGCUUAUGCUUUAAUUUACAGGGAUAUUUCCUCCGAGACUAUUACUGUUUCAUAAAUUGAGCUGAGACUGCUCUUGCUGGCGAUAGAACAAAUAUCAAAUUCCGUUUGGACCAGUUACAAAAUUUGAUCUAUUAUAAUAAGACGAUGGCGUCGCUACUUUCAAAUUUCUUAAAACUUUAUGAAAUAUAAAAAAAACCCUACACUUAAUUUAAAACUGAAUAAUAAUGCAUCAUUACUCCAUCUGAAAAAUACAUAAAUUCCAAAAUAAAA
Messenger RNA from Daphnia pulicaria, 824 nucleotides. Its product is annotated as putative defense protein 3. The transcript has 6 exons. Lineage: Eukaryota; Metazoa; Arthropoda; Branchiopoda; Diplostraca; Daphniidae. The record is from RefSeq and is a predicted model, not a curated record. The coding region runs from base 16 to 609 and encodes 197 amino acids. Gene Ontology annotation, molecular function: oxidoreductase activity, acting on metal ions.